Messenger RNA from Arabidopsis thaliana (thale cress), 1263 nucleotides. RefSeq names its product F-box family protein. The coding region runs from base 1 to 1263 and encodes 420 amino acids. Lineage: Eukaryota; Viridiplantae; Streptophyta; Magnoliopsida; Brassicales; Brassicaceae. The transcript has a single exon. The record is from RefSeq and is marked reviewed.
AUGCGUUUGUCUGUAGCUCUGAUUUCAUCUUUUCAAUGGAAGAAGAGGUCUUCAAAGGCGAUUAUGAGAAGAGGAAGAAAAAGAAGAAGAAGAAGACAAAGAGGAGAAGAUUUUUUUGUGGCACCGGAGAUUCCUUUGGAUCUACUGAUCGAGAUUCUGACUAGAUUGCCUCAUAAAUCGCUUAUGAGGUUCAAGUGCGUUUCAAAGCAGUGGUCUUCUCUUAUCCGUUCCCGAUUUUUUAGCAACCGUUAUCUUACGGUUGCAUCUCCACUGCGACCACAUCGUCUAUACAUUAGUUUGGUGGACCACAAGUGUGAUUCAAGGGAGGUCUGCCACAGCCCCCGCGAGUCUGUACUGCUAUCAUUCUCAUCGCCUUCUAGUUUCGACCAAGAUUUGACGACCAUGCAAGGGAUGGGAGGACUACAUAUGGUGACUCUUCGUGGCUUGAUUUUAUACAUUGUUUGCGGAAAAGCGUGUCUCUAUAAUCCCACCACCAGACAGAGCGUAACCUUACCCGCCAUCAAAUUCAACAUUUUUGUCCAAGGAAACGAACAUAGUCUCCUCUACUUCUUGGGGCACGAUCCUGUUCUUGAUCAAUACAAAGUAGUUUGCACUUUUGUGUCAUCAUCCUCACAAGAUUUGGAAACGAUAAUCUCGGAGCAUUGGGUCUUCGUACUGGAAGUUGGAGGUUCUUGGAAAAGAAUUGAGUUUGAUCAACCUCAUACUCCUACGAGAUCUGGACUGUGCAUCGGUGGAGUUAUAUAUUAUCUUGCUUUCACUAGUAUGUUUCAGGAUAUCGUUGUCACCUUUGACGUUAGGUCUGAAGAAUUUAACAUUAUCCAAGCGCCUCUUGUGUUGUCUGCAUAUGUUGACUCUCUGGAUUUUAUAGAGUACGGUGGGAAACCAGCUAUUUUUUAUCAUACUAGUCUUAAAGAAAACGGUUUGGUAGACUUAUGGGUCUUGGAAAAUGCUGGAAACUGGUCGAGGACAGUUUUGAGUUUGCAGCCUUGUCAGCUGCAUUUAGUUGAUAACGACAUUCCAUUGACGUUAGUAGACACAACUCAAAACGGCGAGGUUGUCUUGGUACCAAGUGACUUGUGUUCCCCUUUUUACAUUCUCUAUUAUGAUAUACAGAAGAAUCAUCUGAGGAAGGUUGAAAUCCAAGCAAUGCCGGACCAUAAGAAGGAUGGGAUCAAAGGAAUACCGGACUUUGGUUUCAAACUUAUGGAUAAGAGUGAAAGCAUCAUCCACUUGGAAACUUGA